AUGUGUGGAAGAUACGCUUUAGGCGUGCGCAUGAGCUUCAUCCGCCGCCGUCUCCAAGACCAAGGCCUUCAAGUCGACGACGCACCUCCCGACGAAGACGUCCGCGAAACCUACAACUUCGCACCGGGGAAUACUGGCGCUGUAUAUCUUGCCGAUACGCAUAUGUACCCGUCUUCUCAUCAUCAUGAUGAACCAGCUAGUCAACCUGACGCCGAUAAAGAGGCGACUGAAGCAGCAGUAGCAGCAGCAGACGAAGCUGAGGAGGAGGAUGCAGGAGAAGAAUUACAAAAGAACAGCAAAGCCACCAAAUACAAGCUCCACAGCAUGCGCUGGGGUCUCAUCCCAUUCUGGACGAAACGCAACCCCGACUACGGAAGUCUUAUGCGUACGAUCAAUUGCCGAGAUGACUCAUUAAUCGAGGAUCGGGGCUUGUGGACGUCUAUGAAGCGGAGGAAGCGGUGCGCGGUGGUGUGUCAGGGGUUCUAUGAGUGGUUGAAGAAGGGACCGGGAGGGAAAGAGAAGGUUCCGCAUUUUGUCAAGAGGAAGGAUGGGGAUUUGAUGUAUUUUGCGGGCUUGUGGGAUAGUGUUAAGUAUGAGGAUUCCGAUGAAUAUCUCUACACAUAUACGAUCAUUACGACUUCGUCCAAUCCCUACUUGAAGUUCCUGCAUGAUCGGAUGCCCGUGAUUCUGGAUCCGAAUAGCGAGGAGAUGAAGAUUUGGCUGGACCCCUCCAGGACGGAGUGGUCGAAGGAGCUGCAGUCGAUCCUCAAGCCGUAUGAGGGCGAGUUGGAAUGUUAUCCUGUGGCGAAGGAGGUGGGGAAGGUGGGGAAUGAUUCGCCGGAUUUUAUAGUUCCGGUCAGUAGUAAGGAGAAUAAGAGCAAUAUUGCGAACUUCUUUGCCAAUGCGAAGAAGGGUGCUGGGGUGAAGGUGGAGCAAGGAGUGAAAGAUGAGAGGCCCACCCAAGAUGCGGAAUGGAGCGAGGAUAAUGCCCCAAAGCCGGUUGCCGGAAUCAAGAGGGAGCAUUCGCCGGAUGUCGAGACGGAGGAUACCAAGUUGCAGAAAUCGGAGCCUGGUGUAGAUACAUCGCCGAAGAAGAGCCCGGAGAAGACCUCACCGUCCAAGCCUGUGACGCCGGCAGGGAAGAAGAUGCGCAGUGCCACUCAUAACAAGCCGAUAAAGAAGAGCCCGCAGAAGCAGCCUCCUGCAGGGACGCAGCGGAUUACGAACUUUUUUGGGAAGUGA
This is a messenger RNA of Aspergillus tubingensis, 1242 nucleotides long. Its product is annotated as SOS response-associated peptidase. The transcript is spliced from 3 exons. Gene Ontology annotation, biological process: DNA damage response. Lineage: Eukaryota; Fungi; Ascomycota; Eurotiomycetes; Eurotiales; Aspergillaceae. Gene Ontology annotation, molecular function: single-stranded DNA binding. The record is from RefSeq and is a predicted model, not a curated record. Bases 1 to 1242 code for a protein of 413 amino acids.